GCAGGAUCGCCGGAGCCGCCGUUACCGCCGCCGUUGCCGUUACCGAGUCGCUUCGGCUCCCGCCGGUUCCCCGGCCCCGAGCUACCGCCGCCGCUUCCGCCCGGCUCCCGGGGGACGAGGAUGCGCUAGGCCACAGCAGUGUAAGACUGGAAACAUCUGGGCUGGAUGGACUUUAGCAUCAAAAGAAGUUCUCAACUUUUAACUCGAAAAAUUAACUACUUAAAAAUGAAGCAAGUACCAGAGAUCCUUGGAAAUACCAAUGGGAAGACUCAGAAUUGUGAAGUGAAUCGUGAGUGUUCUGUCUACCUGGGCAAAGCACAACUUUCUGCCACUCUGCAGGAAGGUGUCAUGCAAAAAUAUAAUGGCCAUGAUGCUCUUCCAUUCAUCCCAGCCGAUAAGUUGAAAGAUCUGACUUCUCGUGUGUUCAAUGGUGAAUCCGGGGCCCAGGAUGCCAAGCUGCGCUUUGAACCCCAGGAAAUAAAAGGAGUUGGAACACCACCAAACACUACUCCUAUCAAGAAUGGAUCUCCAGAAAUCAAGCUGAAAAUCACUAAAACCUACAUGAAUGGAAAACCUCUGUUUGAAUCUUCCAUUUGUGGAGACAAUGGUGCAGAUGUGUCACAGUCAGAGGAAAAUGAACAAAAACCAACAAACAAGGAGAGGAGGAACAGAAAAAGAAGCAUAAAAUAUGACUCCUUACUUGAGCAGGGUCUUGUUGAAGCAGCGUUGGUGUCAAAGACUUCAAGCUCCCCUGAAAAUAAGGCUCCUGCUAAGAGAGAUUCAACACAAAGUACCAUCAAAGAUGACAAAGUCCAUCUGUUGAAGUACAAUAUAGGAGAUCUAGUGUGGUCAAAAGUAUCGGGUUUUCCUUGGUGGCCAUGUAUGGUUUCUGCUGAUCCUAUUCUUCAUUCCUACACUAAACUAAAAGGACAGAAAAAGAGUUUUCGUCAGUAUCAUGUUCAGUUUUUUGGAGAUGCUCCAGAACGAGCCUGGAUAUUUGAGAAGAGCCUUGUGCCUUUCAAAGGAAAAGAUCAGUUUGAACAAUUAUGCCAGGAAAGUGCAAAACAAGCCCUCACUAAAGCAGAGAAAAUAAAGAUGUUAAAACCUGUUUCAGGGAAGCUGCGACCACAGUGGGAGAUGGGUGUUAAGCAAGCAAGUGAAGCAGUAGGCAUGACAGUGGAAGAACGGAAGGCCAAAUACACCUUCAUCUACAUUAGGGACAGACCUCAUCUUAAUCCUCAAGUGGCAAAGGAAGUUGGCAUUGCUGUGGAGCUUCUAGAGGAGGAGGUAGAUGAGUCAUCUUACUCAAAUGAAGAAACCACUGAAAGUCUGAAAUCAGUGAAGGAGUCUGGCAUUCCUAACAAGAGGAGGAGAAGGACAUCAAAAUUGUCUGCCACUGAUGAUGCACAAGAUAGCAGUCAGUUGGAGACUAAGAAUACUACUCCUCAAAAGUCAUCUGAACAGGCUGAAUCCAAAAGAGGGAUAGGCUCCCCUCUCAGUAGAAAGAAAACUCCAGCCUCUACUCCACGAAGCAGAAAGGGCGAUGCAGUAUCUCAGUUUUUGGUCUUUUGUCAGAAGCACAGAGAUGAGGUGGUUGCUGAACAUCCCGAUGCAUCAAGUGAGGAGAUUGAAGAGUUGCUUGAAUCGCAGUGGAACAUGCUUAGUGAAAAACAGAAAGCUCGCUAUAACACAAAGUUUGCCAUAGUGACCUCUCCCAAAUCUGAAGAAGACUCUGGUUCAUCAUUGAAGAAUAUUGGAGAGGCCAAACGUAAAGUGUUUCAAGACUCACCUAAAAGGAGAUCAAGAUCCAGAAGUAACUUACAUGGAAAUAAAAGAAACCAAAAAAAGAGGACAAAGGAACCUACAGAAGAUUUUGAAGUUCAGGAGGCACCUAGGAAAAGACUCAGGAUGGAUAAACAGAAUAAUCGGAAGAGGGAGACAAGCAAUGACAAAACACCAAAAACAAACUCUACUAAGGUCACAGAAACCUCCUCUUCACAAAAGAACCAGUCAGCAACGAAAAAUCUGUCUGAUGCAUGUAAACCUCUGAAGAAGCGAAAUCGGGCUUCAGCAGCAGAAUCUUCAACUCUUGCUUUUAGCAAAAGUUCAUCUCCUUCAGCUUCCUUAACUGAGAAUGAGAUCUUCGAUGGCCCAGGAGAUGAGCGCUCAGAGUCUCCCUAUGAAAGUGCUGAUGAAACUCAGACUGAAGUGUCUAUAUCAUCCAAAAAAUCUGAGCGAGGAACGGGAACAAAAAAAGAAUAUGUGUGUCAGCUAUGUGAAAAAACAGGUGAUCUCCUGCUGUGUGAAGGACUUUGCUAUCGAGCUUUUCACGUGAGCUGCCUUGGGCUCUCUGGAAGACCAGCAGGAAAAUUCGUUUGUAGUGAAUGUACAUCAGGUGUGCAUACCUGCUUUGUGUGUAAAGAGAGGAAGGCAGAUCUGAAGCGCUGUGUUGUAUCCCACUGUGGAAAAUUCUACCAUGAAGCCUGUGUGAAAAAAUUCCAUCUAACCGUGUUUGAGAACAGGGGUUUUCGAUGUCCUCUGCACAGCUGCCUCAGUUGUCAUGUUAGUAACCCCUCCCAUCCACGAAUCUCAAAAGGAAAGAUGAUGCGCUGUGUUCGCUGUCCUGUUGCAUACCAUGCUGGAGACGUGUGCAUUGCUGCGGGAUGUGCAGUCAUCGCUUCCAACAGCAUUGUUUGUACGAAUCAUUUCACUGCCAUGAAAGGAAAAAGUCAUCACGCGCAUGUCAAUGUGAGCUGGUGCUUUGUGUGUUCCAAAGGAGGAAGCUUGUUGUGCUGCGAGUCGUGUCCUGCAGCAUUUCACCCGGACUGUUUAAACAUCGAAAUGCCAGAUGGGAGCUGGUACUGCAAUGACUGCAGGGCAGGGAAGAAACUCCAUUUCCAGGAUAUUAUUUGGGUUAAACUGGGAAAUUACAGAUGGUGGCCUGCAGAAGUUUGCCAUCCGAAAAAUGUUCCCCCAAAUAUCCAGAAAAUGAAGCAUGAAAUUGGAGAAUUUCCUGUAUUUUUCUUUGGUUCUAAGGAUUACUUUUGGACACAUCAAGCACGGGUGUUCCCUUAUAUGGAGGGAGACAGAGGGAGUAGAUACCGGGGGAUUAAAGGAAUUGGAAAAGUCUUCAAAAAUGCUUUGCAAGAAGCUGAAGCUCGAUUUCGAGAAAUAAAGCUACAGCGAGAAGCCAAAGAAACCCAAGAAAGUGAACGUAGGCCUCCACCAUACAAGCAUAUUAAGGUGAAUAAACCUUGUGGUAAAGUGCAGAUAUAUACUGCUGACAUUUCUGAGAUUCCCAAGUGCAACUGCAAACCCACAGAUGAAAACCCUUGUGGCUUUGAUUCUGAGUGCCUCAAUCGGAUGUUGAUGUAUGAAUGUCAUCCACAAGUUUGUCCAGCAGGAGAACGAUGCCAAAACCAGUGCUUUACAAAACGUGAAUACCCUGAGACAGAGAUCAUCAAAACAGAUGGGAAAGGAUGGGGUUUGGUUGCAAAGAGGGACAUUAAAAAGGGAGAGUUUGUGAAUGAGUAUGUUGGUGAGCUCAUUGAUGAAGAAGAAUGUAUGGCAAGAAUCAAAUAUGCACAUGAAAAUGACAUUACUCACUUCUAUAUGCUUACUAUUGAUAAGGACCGUAUUAUUGAUGCUGGCCCCAAAGGGAACUAUUCUCGUUUUAUGAAUCACAGCUGCCAACCAAAUUGUGAAACUCUGAAAUGGACGGUAAAUGGAGAUACUCGUGUUGGCCUGUUUGCUGUGUGUGAUAUUCCUGCAGGGACAGAGCUGACUUUCAAUUACAACCUUGACUGUCUGGGCAAUGAAAAAACAGUCUGCAAAUGUGGUGCCCCAAACUGCAGUGGAUUUCUUGGGGACAGACCAAAGAAUUCUUCCACUAAUGCCUCAGAAGAAAAAGGCAAAAAGACCAAAAAGAGAACACGGAGGCGUAGAAUGAAAAAUGAAGGGAAGAAAGAAUCUGAAGAUGAUUGUUUUCGUUGUGGUGAUGGAGGCCAGCUGGUGUUGUGUGACAGGAAAUCUUGUACUAAAGCCUAUCAUCUCUCCUGUCUUGGUUUAGUGAAACGUCCUUUUGGGAAGUGGGAGUGUCCUUGGCACCACUGUGAUGUUUGUGGCAAACCUUCUGUUUCAUUCUGCCACUUCUGCCCAAAUUCUUUUUGCAAGGAACACCAAGAUGGGACAGUACUAAAUUCUACAUUGAAUGGACAGUUAUGCUGCUCUGAACAUGUUCUCGGGGUGGAUUCUGUUGAAACUCAGAAGACUGAGAAACCCCGCAAAAAACUGAGCAAGUUGAAGCCUAAGAGAAAGGAGAGGAGCAGAUGGAUGAGAGCCGAAUGCAAAUAGUCUUGGACUGCAGUUACUACUGCCAACACUAUCUUGUAGAUAAGUUGUGAAUAUUACCAGGGAAGGACACAAUUUUACAUAUAUUCUGUAAAGGUUAUGG
This is a messenger RNA of Tympanuchus pallidicinctus (lesser prairie-chicken), 4453 nucleotides long. RefSeq names its product nuclear receptor binding SET domain protein 2 (gene NSD2). The transcript is spliced from 23 exons. Gene Ontology annotation, biological process: regulation of DNA-templated transcription. Gene Ontology annotation, cellular component: nucleus; chromatin. The coding region runs from base 166 to 4353 and encodes 1395 amino acids. The record is from RefSeq and is a predicted model, not a curated record. Lineage: Eukaryota; Metazoa; Chordata; Aves; Galliformes; Phasianidae. Gene Ontology annotation, molecular function: protein binding; histone H3K36 methyltransferase activity.